Messenger RNA from Aspergillus vadensis CBS 113365, 1128 nucleotides. RefSeq lists its product as uncharacterized. Bases 284 to 889 code for a protein of 201 amino acids. The record is from RefSeq and is a predicted model, not a curated record. NCBI's taxonomy places the organism in Eukaryota, Fungi, Ascomycota, Eurotiomycetes, Eurotiales, Aspergillaceae. The transcript has 2 exons.
CCCGCUCAAGGGCCACCUACAUUCAAUCAAUCGUCUCGUACUGUCGAAUGGGGUCCAACUGCUACUGAAGUGCUCUCCAGGGCCGACAACACCUCUCUUACGGCGAGAACAGCUACUACUUGAGACUGAAGCCCGUGCUCACUCCAUUCUGGUUCAACAAGACACUCCAUAUAUCCCGUCUUUCCUGCACUAUGGUCUCCAAGGGGGACCGUUGGGCUCUGCCUUCUUAGUAAGACACUAUAUCAACGGGGCGACACUGCAGGAGCUGGAAGCUGCGCUUACCAUGCAAGAGCGGGAUGAUCUCAACCGGGCCUUGGGGUCAUUAGCUCGUGAGAUCGGACAGAAUUUCUCCAGCUCCUUUGGCUCACUAGACCAGGUAGCCUGUGGAUCAGGGAAGCAGUCCUGGCGAGAAGCAUUUGUGACACUUCUAGAAGGCAUUCUUCGGGACUCCGAAGACGCCUUUGUUCAUCUGCCAUAUGCAGAGAUUCGGAACCAAGUUCGUCGGCUGUCUCCUGCGCUCGAGGAAAUCACGUCACCACAACUAGUGAUUGUUGGGUUAGGGCGGCCGUCGCAGGUGGUGCUGAAUCCGGGGUCGAAGAAGCUUGCAGGGCUUCUAGGGCUUGAGAAUACUCUCUGGGGCGAUGUGCAUAUGGCAGAGAUCUUCGAGGCGCCGUCUCCAGCUGUGUUGGAGGGCUUUGGUACUCGACUGAAGGCAAAUAAGGCCCAGGUGGCCCGUCAAUUACUGUAUGCCUGCUAUCGUGCUGUGCACCAGGUUACGAUACACUACUACCGCGAUCAGGGAAUGGCCGCCGAGAUCGAUGCUAGGAGACGACUAACAUCGAUUUUAGCUGAAAUGGCCUCGGUAGACGGAGUUUGCACGUUAUGUUAAAUUGCGAUAUCCAGGGACAUUGAUGUAUCCUGGAAGAUUAUAUAGAUGGAUCUGAGACACAAAUUAGUUGGCUCGAUCGGCCGGGCCGAUCUGCAGCCAGACUUUGGGAGUCUCAAGAAUGGAAAACGUCCCCUAGGGCUACAUAACAGUGUUCGAACAUAAUCGAACAUAGGCCUACAUGAUGAUUACGACUUUGAUCGGUUGCGGAGAAAUCAUAUGAAAAUGAAAGUCAAUAGUCC